Amblyraja radiata (thorny skate) is the source of this 2220-nucleotide messenger RNA. It is a transcript of the gene tm2d1, whose product is annotated as TM2 domain containing 1. The transcript is spliced from 7 exons. Bases 1168 to 1743 code for a protein of 191 amino acids. Lineage: Eukaryota; Metazoa; Chordata; Chondrichthyes; Rajiformes; Rajidae. The record is from RefSeq and is a predicted model, not a curated record.
UUGUAAUUGUGCUCAAUGAUGCUUGUGCUUUGUAAUUGUAUGCAAUAAUGGUUAUUGUGUAAGAACAGUGAGGAACACUUCAGUUUUGUAUUUAAUGAUGCUUUGGUUUUGUGUUUGGUUCUAUCUGUCCUCAAAGCCAGAACUAUUCUAUGAUCAUUACUAGUUAUCCUACAUCCCUGGAAGCUGCAAAUGGAGGACUUCUACUCUAUUCAUAACCCCUGACCUGAACACGAGAGGGAGAAAAAGCGAGCCUACUGAGCAACAUCAAACUAGGCCCACAGAUAUAAUAUUCUGUGCAGGGAUGAGGGACAAUGAGGAGGUAUUGAAAAUAUAGUUUUAUCAUAAUCUACACACCGUUUCAUCAGAGAAAGGCUCAAAGCCUCAUGGCAGCACUCUGAAUCAACAGUCAUGAAAUACUGUAUCUCCAAAGAACUGUAAGAUGCCAGCAUCACCCAUGCAUUACAGGUACCAAUGAAUGUUUGACUCAGUCUGAAGAAGGUUCUUGACACGCAAUGUCACAUAUUCCAUCUAUGCAGAGAUGCCUGUCUCUCUGAGAUACUCCAACAUAUUUUGUCUAUCUUCGGUGUAAACCAGCAUCUGCAGUCCCUUCAUGCACUCUUAGCUGUUAUCCUAAAAUUAUGUUCACUAGGUUUGGUAGGUUUUAAUUGUCAACAUUCAAAUUAUACACGUUAAAGUCCUCUGUCAAUCAGCCACACAUUUCAACACUACCCUUAAUAAAGAUCCACAACCAGACCCUAGAAAAUAUGGACCAUUUCCAUAUCUGCAAUCACAUGUAAAUUAAGAAAUAAAUUCAACAUCCUCUUCAGCACACCCACACAGCUCUAGGGCAUCAAAGAAAGAGAGUAUUGAAUAAUUAAGCCCUAAAACCCAGCACAAACCUUAUGGUCUACUUGGUAACAAUAACCCCUUCCCUGCAGUAUACGGUCAAGUUAUGCAGUCUCUUCAAGUCACUGGAGGCAUACCACCUUUACUAUCUAAGUCAUGAGUUCAUACAUGACUGUCUACUUCAGCUCAUUAGUCACAUCAGGAGAAACUACCGAAGAAAUGACAAUGCUGUUUUGUAAUUGUGCUCAGCCUAGUUCAGAACUGAUCUGCGAAUGCAAAUAUCCAACUUCCUGCUCGGGCAUCACGUGAGCAUGUUGCAAGAUGGCGCCGCCCAGGGAGCUGUGGUCGCUGUUGCUGUUGGCUCCGUUUCUCUGUCCUUGUUUCAUAAACGUCGCUUCUGUUGACAUCGGAAAAUGCGAGGAGCUACGACUCGGGCAAUAUAUCUGUGAAACUCCCAAGAUAAGUGAUAUAACACAAGAACCAGAAAAUUGCACAAAUAAUACUGCCUUUGUUCCCUGUAUGCCAGCACGUAACAUCACCUGCAAAAAUGAUAGUGGGAUUGUUAACACUUUCAAUGGAACGGAAGUUGGUUUCUAUAAGCCUUUUCCAUGUCGAAAUGUGACUGGUUAUUCAUAUAAAGUGGCUGUGGCUCUUUCUUUAUUUCUUGGAUGGCUGGGAGCAGACAGAUUCUACUUGGGAUAUCCAGCUUUGGGUUUGUUAAAAUUCUGUACUGUUGGAUUUUGUGGCAUUGGCAGUCUUAUUGACUUUGUUUUCAUCUCUGUACAGAUUGUUGGCCCUGCAGAUGGCUCGAAUUACAUCAUAGAUUACUAUGGAGCGAGACUUACCAGAUUAACAAUAGACAAUGAUACAUAUCGAAAGAGACAAACUGAUAUGUGAGCCUGAAGUGUCCAAUUCUGGUGCUGCCUGACCUUACAAGAUUUCCAAUAUUUUAUGUUUUAUUUAUGUUCUAACCUAGUGCUAUCCAAUUGCUCCUCUUCAUCAUGUACGCCAAAAAUUAUAAAUUCCCAGUUCAAGCAAUAAAUAAUGUCUGGAAAGUGAAAUAAUACGAAGACUUUUACAAAUCAUUCAGUUUUCAUAUUUUUGAAUAAUUGCUGUGGGUUUAGCUCUGGUGCCAAGGAUUAUAUUCUUAGUUUUUUAUGCUCUCUGAGCAACUCGUCAAUAAUUGUUUUACCUUAAUAUAAAAUGAAUGUGCUUAAUGACAGUAAGAGUUCAAAGCACUUUAAAACUAAUCUGUUUCCUCCUCCCACUUUGAGCACCAUUCAUAGAUGUUAAAAUUUUAGUCAGUUAUGUUCAACCAAUAUAUCCUUUUCACUUUAUGAAUACUAUUAUUUGGCCGAUAAAAUGGAUUGUUAA